UGCUUCGGAAGGAACCGGCGCUCCCUCUUUCAGCGCACUCAUCAUCUCUCCUCCGCUGCCCCCCACUCCCCCCAUCCGUCCUUGGCCGUCGCAUUUCCACCCCACCCCACCGAGCCCCGAAUCGAUCUUGCUCGCUUCGAUCAAUGGCGGACUAGUGCCGAAGCGAAGACGCGAUACCCUGCAGGAUUUCUGGCCUUACUCUCUGCAAACGGAGGUUCUGCUUGCCUGUAUCUCCAGCAACCACAGCCUGGGUACAAUGAGCACCACAAGAGUUCAGGGAAGAUUAAAUUACCUUAAUUCACAGGAGCCUGGUGAUGAAUCACAGGCUACUGCUAUUGAUAUUGUGGAAAGACUGCUGGUAGAAGAUGACAUAGGAACUUCUCAGAAAAUAAGUGCUGAGCCAAUGAGUGGAACAAAGUCAGCUUCUAUAUUAGGCACAAAAGUAGCCCAGUGCCUGGCCAAAAGGGGUGACUGCAGUAGCCCACUCCAAAAGGCAGGUAUUUUUGACUGGGCUGAUGACUCCAGUAAUGAUGAGUGCACAACCAUUAUGAUUUCCAGGAAAAAACAAAGGAUCCAUGCUAAUACUCAAGCAAAGAAUUUGACCUCCCAGACCAUUGUUGGUUCCAUAACAGAAUGUAAUGGUCGUGACUCAGGCUUGAAUUCUUUUAAGAAGCCAGAGCCUGUUGGUUCUACUGAUGAUUUAUAUGAUGCAUAUGAUAUUGGGCCAUGUACUCAGAUGGCAGCUGAAGCCAUGGAAGCAUUGUCCAAUGCAUCAACUGUAAAUUAUGCAGUCAGGGAGAAUGCACAUCCUGAAAGUUCAGUUCUUAGAACAAAUUUGGGAAAAGAAAGCAAAGCCAACAAGCUAUGUUCUGAAUCGCCAAUUCGAAGGCAAAUUGGUGGAACUUCAAGCUCUGUGAAAAAGCAUCCCAGCAAGUCGAAAGACAAGAAGAAUCAAAAACAGCUGGCAGGGAAAGCAAAAGGAAGCAUGGACAGUAUCACUAUACAGGGAGAUACAAAUCAUGAGGUGUCUGAAGGAAUCAAGAGAUCUAGUCCAAGCGAUUCAAAUAUUGUAGGCUCUGAUGCUGUAAUCCACCCUAAAAGGAAGAGGACCUACACGUUUAUCUCAAGAAGCUCAAAAGUUCAAUUCAAUAAAGCUGGAAGAUCAGCUACACUUAGAUCCAAAAGUACAGAAGUAGCUGACUCAUCAACAACAAAUCCAGUUAGCAUAUCUGGCCCUGAUUUAAAUCAGCUUGCCAGAUUAGAAAAACAAUCCACAUCUGCACAAGAAGAUCAUAACUCUAGUUUGACAAAUAGAGAACCACUGAAGGAGCUAAAUAGCAAACACUCCCAAUUUAGGACACAAAUAUCAAAGAAGCCACUGAAGAGAGGACUUGAGAAAUCACCAGGUUCCAGAGAACUUGCCAGUCUGUUAAGAAAUGAAGCACCUCCAGUUUUGCAGACAAGCAGGCAAAGAAGAAACAUGUCCAAAGUCCAUGUUCUGCUGAGCCAAAGCAUGGAUAAGGAAACCAUCAAAAUGCAAACAAAGAUAUUGAUAUACUUUGGACUACCAGUGGCGAAAACUAUUUCAGAAGCUACACACUUUGUUGCUGAAAAGUUUGCCCGUACAAGGAACAUGCUUGAAGCAAUAGCUAUGGGCAUACCUAUAGUCACGCCAUCAUGGCUUGAAAGCUGUAGAGAAGCAAGGUGCUUCAUUGAUGAGAAGAAAUACAUUAUGAGAGAUAUGAAGAAGGAAAAGGAGCUAGGCUUUAGCAUGCCUGUCUCACUUGGUAGAGCCUGCAAAAAACCAUUGCUUCAGGGUAGAAGAGUACUAAUCACACCAAAUGCUAAGCCUAGCAAGGAGCUUCUGACAAGUUUAGUAGUUGCAGCUCAUGGUCAGCCGUUGGCGAGAAUCACAGCCUCUACAGUGAAGAACAAAAAAAUUGAGGUGGCCUUUGUACUCUCUUGUGAACAAGAUCACAGUGUCUGUAUGCCAUUAAUUGAGAGUGGUCUGAAAGUCUUUGACUCGGAGCUUCUGUUAAAUGGUAUUGUCACUCAGAAGCUAGAGUUCGAUAGGUAUCGCCUCUUUCCAUGAAUAAACCAUAUGAGCGUGAUCGGUUCGGUUACAGUACCAUGCAAGGCAGACAAAGUACUUCUGUACAUACGCACCCUUAUCUUUCUCUAGUUACUCUAUGAUCCUCUGGACACUCUUUGCAUGUAUUUAUCGUUCGAGCGUCUGGCCCUUACCACAAUUAUUUGCUUUCUAUUGGCUCUUUCUUUUGUUGUAUGACUGACCAUGUUAGCCGUUAUUAAAACCAAUUAUCUGCAUGGAUUGGAUUAUCAUAUAUCAUUCUGCCAAUGAGCCUAUUCAGUGUAAUGGUAGAACCAAUCCAUUCGGUUGGGGUUUCCACGAGGGAUUUGAACCCAGUGGUCUGAUGCUUUAUUGUUUGACUCUGAGCAGUAUACUCAAGCAAGCUAAGUUCUUGUGCAUUCAUCAGCCUCUCUUGCUGAAGUGGCACAUAAUAUAGAGCCUUGCCUCUUGUUACAUUUCCUUAAAAUUUUUUGUCCUGAUGCAGUUUGUAGCUGGCAUUUUUAUCCAUAACAACAUGCACUCAUGUGAGUUAUGAGAAAGAGAGCAAUGUCAUCAAGAACUCCUGGUUAGAGCUGAAAGAGUGAUGCAGUAUGUUUGGACUAGGAGGCACAGGGAACAAGCAGUCUUGAUAAAACAACAGAUCAAGAGCAUCUGGUGUGCAGUUCUUUGUAUCGCUUCUUGUUUGUGUGCUGUUUUUGUGGAUGUUUUGCAUUUGAACCUAUCAUGUUAAAACUGGCUUGUGUGUGUGUGUGUGUCCCAACCAACUCUUUAUUUCAGAAACUAUCACGCAGGAGUUUGGGAGAGUUAAAUGUUGCAGUUAUAGCAUGAUAAAAAUCUGUAACAUUCUAUUCUAUAGAAAAGAAAACUUCGAACAUCCUCUCUAUAGAAAAUGUUGCAUUCUUGAUAGAAAAGAAGACUUAAUAUGAUUAUAAGCAUCACCCCUACUAGUGUUUAGGGCCAAACCUUCAGUCAGUCUUCUCUUAGAAGAUUUUUAUGUAAUUUCUUAGUUUUUUCUUGGAUUUUUUUUGUUGGAUCUCUGGUCUUGUAUCUGUACAUAUUGCUUUCUCUUAUAUAAUGAAAAAAUAGGUAGGUGCCUC
Messenger RNA from Sorghum bicolor (sorghum), 3186 nucleotides. RefSeq names its product BRCT-containing protein 1. Bases 257 to 2092 code for a protein of 611 amino acids. The record is from RefSeq and is a predicted model, not a curated record. Lineage: Eukaryota; Viridiplantae; Streptophyta; Magnoliopsida; Poales; Poaceae. The transcript has 7 exons.